Telopea speciosissima is the source of this 1006-nucleotide messenger RNA. RefSeq names its product transcription factor MYB26-like. The coding region runs from base 8 to 1006 and encodes 332 amino acids. The transcript has 4 exons. Lineage: Eukaryota; Viridiplantae; Streptophyta; Magnoliopsida; Proteales; Proteaceae. The record is from RefSeq and is a predicted model, not a curated record.
AGAAAAUAUGGGUCGUCACUCAUGCUGCAACAGACAACAGGUGAGGAGGGGACUGUGGUCACCUGAGGAAGAUGAGAAACUCAUUAAUUACAUUUCCACUUAUGGCCAUGGUUGCUGGAGCUCAGUUCCCAGGCUUGCAGGGUUGCAAAGAUGUGGAAAGAGUUGCAGACUAAGAUGGAUUAAUUACCUUAGACCUGAUUUAAAACGAGGCAACUUCUCUCUGGAAGAGGUUUCCCUUAUCAUUAAACUCCAUAGAGUUCUUGGUAACAGAUGGUCUCAGAUAGCCAAGCACUUGCCAGGAAGAACUGAUAAUGAAGUGAAGAACUUUUGGAACUCAAGCAUAAAGAAGAAUCUCUUCUCUCAUGCUGUUUCUGAACUAGCUGCUGCCACCAUUAAUCAUCCUGCAGAUAUCUCCAACCAUCAAUAUUAUUCAGGUUUCAACCAGACUGAAGCAUUAUUGCCAAUGACUACUACUACUCUCAACCCUAAUAAUAACUUCCUCAUCAAUACCCAACAACAACAACAACAACAAUAUUUUCUUCAACUUCCCAAUCCUGAAGAAGUUGAUUCUAUUGGAAUGACACCCACAAUGCUGCAGAAUGUAACUCCUUAUUGUGACCCAAUAUGGUCGUCUUUCAUCAAUUAUCAACCUUUACAGACUCAGGAGGUGAUGCCUGAGAUGCCAAAGCUGUGCGAGAUGUUGGACAUGGACAUGGACAUGGAUGAAUGUACUACUGGUUUGUUAUCAUUAUCAUCAUCAUCAUCAUCUUCUUCUUCUGAAGUUGAUCAUCACCCAAUAACUACUACGGCUAGCCUUCCAAUAAGUUUGAUAUCUGAGUCAUCGUCUUAUCCAUAUGUACCAACCCCCAAUCAAAUGGAAUAUAUUAAUGUAGCGACUGCUCUCAUGCCAUCAUCCUCGUCCUCUUAUGUACCAUUAUGUGGGCAUGCAUCUUGGUUUUCUCCUUUCUCUUCUUCGCGGUUGCUUGGUCUUGGGAGGUCUUCAUGA